Messenger RNA from Humulus lupulus (European hop), 514 nucleotides. RefSeq lists its product as uncharacterized. The record is from RefSeq and is a predicted model, not a curated record. NCBI's taxonomy places the organism in Eukaryota, Viridiplantae, Streptophyta, Magnoliopsida, Rosales, Cannabaceae. The coding region runs from base 132 to 503 and encodes 123 amino acids. The transcript has 2 exons.
AUACUUUACACAUUGAUAUACUCCUUAAAAUUUAACAAUUAAUCCAUAUUAAUUUUAAAAUAUUGAAUUUGCAUACAAUAGCGCCUCCAAGUAAACGUGGACGCCAUAAAGGAUUGAACACGCGGGAAAAGAUGGAACAGUUGGGGCGUCCUCUCCCUCUCGAGUGGGAUGUGCGAGGGAGAACAUAUAAAGAGAUCGGAGAGUACAGCUCAAAUUUCUCAAGAGAGCUCGGAUUACUUGUUCGACAGUACACAGAUCCGGACUGUCCUCAAUGGUCAAAAGUACCAAAUGCCUCGAAAGAAAGAAUACUUGCACAUUUGGAAGAUGAUUUGUUUGAUAUUGGGCGUGCUAGAUAUGGAGAAGGGCAUAUGUCUGGGAUCUUGAGAGGCAUUGAUACUUCGUGUGCUAAAAAGUAUUCUGACUGGAAGUACGAUAUUAAAGAGCAUUUAACGAUUAAUGGGCCACAAAAUCGUUAUGGUGGUUGCACGGAUACGCAGUGGUAAAAAGCAAUUGA